UUCCCGCACCCAUCCGAACACGCCACCCCUUUUCUCGGCAGCUUGUGGACCGUGACCGGCGACCGUAGAUCACACCGGCAAACUCCGCCAAAAUGGCAGUCCACCGCCUUUGCCACCCAAGCCUCACCAACCCCCCGCGAGUCCGCGACGCUCCCCCAGAGCGGCCAGCGCGGCAGCGCGUACGCGGCUAGUUGGCUGCGGCAGACGGCUCCCGCGCCGCGCGCGACCCACCACCAAGGGACAGGGACCAGGCCCCCGCGCCGCGCCGCGCGCCGAGGCGAGCGGAGCGGUACAGGUAGUAGGUGGCUGGGCUCGCGGGGCCGUCUCGUCGUCCCGUCCCAUCCCUCCCAAAACCGGGGGCCCUUCUUUUUCUACGGCUCCCAACCCCGCCCCACCACCAAAGCUCCUCCCGUAGUCCCGUCCCACCCUUCUGCGCUCUGCGCCAACGAACUCGUCGUCCGUCGUCGAGUCAAACCGCGCCCGGAGCCACCAGCGACCAACCAACCAACCGAGCGCAUGGAGGCCGCGGCGGCGACCGCGCUCCCGUUCGCGGCGGGGUCUGCGGCGGCCUUCCCCGCUGCCGCGGGGAGGGUGCGGCGGGCGGCGAGGUGCGCGCGUCCGCGGACGCGGCGGUCCGUGGUGGCGAAGCUGGAGGGCGGGCUCGGGAAAGGGGUGCCCACAACCAACUACGUGGUGCCGCUCGACAAGGCCACCGGGAUGACCCGCCCGCUCGUCGAGAUCCUGCGGGACCUCAACAAGCGCGUCCCGGACAAGAUCAUCGACCCCGACACCGACACCGUCCACUGGUACCAUGCCAACAGAAUGCUUAGCUUCUAUGCACCAGGUUGGUGUGGAGAAGUUCGUGAUGUUAUCUAUUCUGAGAAUGGAACUGUAACCGUGGUAUAUCGGGUGAUACUUAAAGGAACUGAUGGAGAGGCAUACAGAGAUGCCACGGGCACAGCACAGGUCCAUGAGGGGCGCAGAGAAGAUGCUGUUGCUGCCGCAGAGGAAGCUGCAUUCUGCAAAGCCUGCGCACGGUUCGGUUUUGGCCUGUACCUGUACCACGAGGAUGAUACUCAUCACGAAGACCACUUCCAUUGAGGCUCAGUCUGCAUCAGAGUUGAUCAUAAGUUGCAACGUGCGCAGGAUAUGCACCAGGAGAACUUCAUGCCCAGAAUCAAUUUUUGCUCUUUGCGUAGUAUCAUAUUCACAAGCGACAAGGCAUGCUUCCACCUGCAUGUGAUUGUAGAUACAAAGAAGCCUGUAACUUGUUUUUGUUGCUCUCGCUGGUGGCUCGGUGCCAUCCUGCAAGAACCUAUGAACCUAUCCAGAUAGGAAAUCAGUAUGGAAAUUCUAUUGUUGCCUACUUACCUGAUUGUAGUAUUCCUUCAUCU
Messenger RNA from Sorghum bicolor (sorghum), 1394 nucleotides. RefSeq names its product DNA repair RAD52-like protein 2, chloroplastic. Bases 517 to 1101 code for a protein of 194 amino acids. NCBI's taxonomy places the organism in Eukaryota, Viridiplantae, Streptophyta, Magnoliopsida, Poales, Poaceae. The record is from RefSeq and is a predicted model, not a curated record. The transcript is spliced from 4 exons. Gene Ontology annotation, molecular function: DNA binding. Gene Ontology annotation, biological process: double-strand break repair via homologous recombination.